This is a messenger RNA of Telopea speciosissima, 4749 nucleotides long. Its product is annotated as DNA-directed RNA polymerase IV subunit 1. Gene Ontology annotation, molecular function: DNA binding. Gene Ontology annotation, cellular component: RNA polymerase II, core complex. The record is from RefSeq and is a predicted model, not a curated record. NCBI's taxonomy places the organism in Eukaryota, Viridiplantae, Streptophyta, Magnoliopsida, Proteales, Proteaceae. The coding region runs from base 67 to 4560 and encodes 1497 amino acids. The transcript is spliced from 18 exons. Gene Ontology annotation, biological process: DNA-templated transcription.
AGUUCUACUUCAUACUUUUUAUAGGUUAUAGAAUUGGUUAGCUGGGAAUAAAGUGACUCAGUUAUCAUGGAUGAUGAAGUGUUUCUGGAGCAGCUGGUGCCGUCAGGGGUAUUGAGUGGAAUUAGGUUUGAUGUUUUGACUGCUGCACAAAUAGAAAAAUGCUCUGUGAAAACUGUAGCUGCAGGCAAUGAGUUUACUGAUCCAAGGUUUGGGGUUCCGAAUCCAUCCUCUCAGUGCUCUACGUGUGGUGCCAAAGAUCUAAAACACUGUGAUGGUCAUACAGGGAUAAUUAAGUUCCCAAUUGACAUUUUGCAUCCAUAUUUUAUCUCAGAAACAGUGCAAAUUCUCAAUUCAUUUUGUCCAGUAUGUAGGUCACUUAGACAAAAUCUGCAUAUCAAGGGUUUAGAUACGGUAUCAAGUAGAAAAUUGACAGCAACAAGUGGUCAAUACAAGGGCUGCAAAUAUUGUAUGAAACCCGAUUUCUUGAAUUGUCCAACACAGGGUUCAAAAUAUGGGUACCCGCGUAUGAAAUUUAAAGUUGCUUCAAAAGAUAAAUGUAUGAAGAAUACUUCAAUUAUUGUUGAAGUAAAUGAGAAGUCCAACAAGAAGUUUCAAAAUAAAAAUCCCAGUCAAGUACUUCCAGUGGAUUAUUGGGAUUUUAUACACAAAGAUCCACAGCAAGAAGCCCAAACAAUGAAAUGGAACCAAAGAGUGCUGUCUACAGCCCAGGUUUUUUAUUUGUUGAAAGAUAUUGACAAUGAGUUCAUAGGAAAUUUUGUUCUAAGACCAGAAUCACUUUUCCUUUCUUGUUUUCCUGUUACACCCAACUGUCAUCGCGUAAUGGAAACACCGCAUUUAUUCUCCAAUGGGCAUCAAUAUGAUUUUGAUGAACGCACCAAAGCUUAUAGAGGGCUGCUGAUUGACUUCAAAGGGCAGUCAGAUAUACUUGGUUCACGUGUUUGUGACUUCCUAAAUGUUUCCAGGUUGCACACUGCUAAAUCAUCAAGCACAGAUUCUGCUUCCAUGAAGUCUGGUUUGAAAUGGAUGAAAGAAGUUGUUCUUGGGAAACGAUCAGAUUAUGUGUUCCGUAUGACUGUUGUUGGUGAUCCAAAGAUUUCACUGGGUGAAAUUGGAAUACCACGGGACAUUUCAGAGAGUUUGUCAAUUUCGGAACACUUAAAUUCACUGAAUUGGGAGAAGUUACACAUCUACUGUAACUUACGUCUCCUUCAAAAGGGAGAGUUCUUUGUUAGGAGGAAGGGUGUUCUGGUUCGUUUAUGUUGUACCCGUGAACUUAAGAUAGGGGACACUGUAUAUAGACAUCUAGAUGAGGGAGAUGUUGUUUUAAUAAAUAGGCCUCCAUCGGUGCAUCAGCACUCCCUAAUUGCUUUAUCAGUUAGGGUCCUUCCAAUUAAUUCGGUUGUUUCCAUAAAUCCUCUCUGUUGUUCCCCCCUACGUGGGGAUUUUGAUGGAGACUGUCUUCAUGGGUAUAUUGCGCAAGCCAUUGACUCUAGAGUUGAGUUAAGAGAGCUUGUCUCUUUAGAGAGGCAGUUAGUUAAUGGACAAAAUGGUCGAAACUUGCUGUCACUAAGUCAAGAUAGUUUAACUGCUGCUCAUGUGAUCCUGAAUAAGGGUGUUUUUAUGAACAAGAUUGAAAUGCAGCAAGUUGGAAUGUCGUGCCUUCAUCGGUGGCUCUGUCCUGCUAUUCUCAAAGUACCAUCAUCCCAGUCUUGUGUUUGGACUGGUAAGCAGUUGUUCAGCAUGCUCCUCCCUGAGCGCUUUGACUUUGAUUCCCCAUCAAGUGGUGUCCGAAUCAGAGGAGGAGAACUUUUGUCUUCCUUUGAUGGAUCUGCUUGGUUACGAGAUACAGAUGACAAUAUUUUCUCUAGUCUUGUUAAAUGUUGCGGAAGUAAAAGUCUUGAUUUACUGUUCACUGCUCAGGAAGCUCUUUGUGAGUGGAUAUCAACGAGGGGAUUUAGUGUCUCUUUGUCUGAUUUUUACUUUUGCUCUGAUUCAUACUCCCGGAAAAAUAUGAAUGAUGAGAUAAAGUGUGCUCUACAGGAAGCAGAGCAGGUCUGUCAAGUCAAACAAUUGAUGGUGGAUCCUGCCUUGGAGUACUUUCUCAAGCAUGGUGAAGGAAACCAAAAUCCCGAGUUUCUCAACAUGGAGCACAAAUGUCACUUAAACCAGAAGUCUGGUGUCUUGAAUAAAGUUUUAGUUGGUGCUUUUAGAGAAGUUUUUCAUGACAUUCAGAACCUAAUCUAUCGGUAUUCCAGUAAGGGAAAUUCAUUGUUGAUCAUGGUAAAGGCUGGAAGCAAGGGUAAUCUUCUGAAACUUGCUCAGCAAGGCCUGUGCCUUGGUUUGCAGCAGCCUUCAGUUCCCUUAUCUUUCAAAUUUCCUGACAGGCUUUCUUGCUAUAUGUGGAAUUAUCAGAAGGCUAAUGAAACUUCUGUACGUAAUGAAUCUAAAGUUCCCUGUGCUGUGGUUGAAAGUUCUUUUCUUGAUGGCCUGAACCCAUUAGAAUGCUUUGUUCACUCGGUAGCAUGCAGAGAUAAUUCUUUUGGUGAGAAUGCCGAUCUCCCGGGUACUUUGACAAGAAAGCUUAUGUUUUACAUGCGCGAUCUCUAUCUUGCUUAUGAUGGAACUGUGAGAAGUGCUUAUGGGAAUCAACUUGUUCAAUUCUCUUAUGAUGUUUCCAAGAACGUAUCUGUUAAGGAUAAUAAUCGUAGUGGGAUGUUUGGUGAGCAUUCAUACGCUGUCGAUGGAUUUGGUGGUCAACCUGUUGGCUCUUUGGCUGCUUGUUCCAUUUCAGAAGCUGCAUACAGUGCUUUGGAUCAACCAAUGGGUACCCUUGAAAUGUCUCCCAUGCAAAAUCUAAAGAAGGUAUUGGAAUGUGGUCCAAGGAAAGGUAUGGUAGAUCGAACCAUAUCAUUGUUUUUGUCGAAUAAGCUCAGAAGAUGGAAUUAUGGUUUAGAGUAUGGAGCCCUAGAAGUUAAGAGCCAUCUGGAGGCAGUAUUAUUUUCAGAUGUUGUUUCUACUGCCAUGAUUGUCUUUUCUCCGGCAGGACGUCAAAAGACACACUUCAGUCCAUGGGUUUGCCAUUUUCAUAUAUGUGAGGAAAACAUGAAGAGAAGACAACUGAAUAUUGACUCCAUCAAAGUUGCUCUUAUAAGAAACCACACUGCAAAGCUAGCCAAAGUUGGUAUGCUUCCAAACUUGCAGAUUUUGAGCAGGAAUUGUUCAGUUGCUGAUGCUCUGAAGGAAAACGUUGGGAGCUUUUGUAUCACUGCUGCAGUUGAAAUUUCCAAUGAUUCUUCUGUUGAAUUGGAUGAUGUCCGAGAUUUUCUGAUACCAAUUCUUCUUGGAACUGUUGUUAAAGGAUUUUUGGAGUUCAAGAACGUCGAUAUUAUGUGGAGUAAUCUGCCCAAGGCAUCGAAGUCCGAUAAAGGUUCUUUUGGUGAACUUUAUCUAAGGAUUUCAAUGUCAGAAAGUGGCAAGAAAGCACAAAUAUGGAGUAUUCUUCAGGAUGCAUGUCUUCCAAUAAUGGAUUUGAUUGAUUGGGAACGCAGUCACCCAGACAAUAUUUAUGACAUAUGUUGUACCCAUGGCAUAGAUUCUGCAUUGGAAUAUUUCAUAACAAGUUUGAGAUCUGCAUUAUCUGAUGUUGGGAAGACUGUACUUCCGGAACAUUUGCUUCUUAUUGCAAAUUCUCUUUCAUUUACUGGACAGUUUCUUGGAUUGAGUGCACCUGGGAUGAAGAAGCAGAGGCAUUUGACAUCCAUCUCAUCCCCUGUUAUGCACGCAUGCUUUUCUGAUCCUGGUGCUUGCUUCAUCAAGGCUGCAAAAGAAGGGGCUAGGGAUGAUAUAUUGGGGACUUUGGAUGCACUGGCUUGGGGAAAGAAGGUUCCAAUCGGAACCGGUGGACAUUUUGAUAUUUUAUAUUCUGGAGAGGGACAUAAACUUGAUAAGCCUCAGAAUAUCUAUGACAUCUUGUGCCGCCAAGUCAAAUCUCAGUGGGAGAAUACGGAGAACAGGGUAUCUCGUGAUCACAAAAUUACCGAACUGAGCUCUAGUCAACUUAAACUUUUUCAAACACUCAAAGAUCAUAAAAGUAUUUGCAAGAAAUGGGAUUCUCCAUCAUUGUCUAGAAGUGAUAAUCCUCCACAUAAAGGAAAUAAAAGUUUGGAAUGCAUACUAGAUUCAGUUUUAAGGAAUUUCUAUUCGGCAGAUGAUAUUUUGAGGAUGAACAUUUCAUUGAAGAACAUUUUACAUAAAAAGUACAAGAUUGAUGAGUACUUAAAUGAAGGAGACAAAUCCAUAUUGUUGACGGCUUUGUUUUUCCACCCUCACAGAGAUCAAAAGAUGGGAUCUGGACUUCAAGACAUCAAGGUUGGAUACCAUUCGUUGCAUCGCCAGUCACGCUGCUUUAUUUUGGUUAGGAUGGAUGGUACCAUAGAAGAUUUUUCAUACCGCAAAUGUAUUCUGGCGGCCCUGCAAAAGAUUUCACCUAAACAGGCAACCAGAUAUGAGAUGAAAAUGCUACAAUCAUGUAAAUUGUGAAAUAUGCACAUUAGAUGAUAGUGUCUACUGAUGUCCAUAUCAGUUUUGCCGGAUGUACAUAGAAAGAUAUUGGGCACACAAGGACUUGUAAAUACCCCAAUCUGCAGAUGGGAUUGGAGCAUCAUUGUUAUGCCAGAUUGAAUUAGAUGGCGAUGCACUCUGCGGCUUGAUUUUGUUCAGACUGUUGAU